AGGGCCCUGUAAUAAAAAGAAAUCUCUCCGUUAAACUUAGGUGACACGUGACAAACAUGUCAAGACAAAUGGGAGCUUCAGACGUCACCAACCACCGCUUACCUCCAAACUGAACCGAUAUUAUGUCGCAUAGCCGGUGUUUGUUUGCCUUCAAGUCCUCAUUCGAUAUAAUUACUUACUGAUAUUCCGAACUUGGCUAAAUAUAUGAUGAAUAAAUAUAACUUAAAUCAUCAAUAAAUUAUUAUUUGCAUUAAAAUUUGAACAACUGUGCACGCGUUUGUACCAUGGUAAGUAGACAUUAAAAACGUGAAAUUGCGAACUCCACUUCAGUCGCUCACCUCCGACCACCAUGGAUGGAACUAUCAGAACCUUUCACCGAAUCCUCUCCCUCCUUGGCAUUUCUUUUUUUGCUGAAGAAGGAUGGGACUCCAAAAAAUGGCUGGCGCUACAAAUAUUCACAUUCAUAAACGGCUUAAUCAUUUUCAUCUUUACCAGCGGUUUUGUGAUUGCUAAUGUAUCAGAUCUCGUAAUGUUCAUCGAUGGAGCAUGUAUAUGGUGCACGGGGGUGAUUAUGGCAAUAUCUUUGGGUGUGUGUUUAGUAUUUAGGAAAGGUUUUCGAAAUUUUCUCGAUGAGAUGGUCUUUGAAGAUGCUGUCUUAGAGAUACCGUUAAUUAAAUUCGUGGUGAUGGCAGAAGGGGGUGUAAAAAUGGCAGAAUUGAAAACCUUAGUGCUGGAAAGCCAGGAGAAGUUGUUGAAGUAUACGAAGAUCUUAUUGAAGACGCACUUAUUUGCCGCUUCGCUUUGUGUGACUUUGUAUAUCUGUACGCCUGUUUAUCUCAUGAUCAUGACUGAUGACAAGUCUUUACGGCUUUUAGCAUUUGACAUAUGGUUUCCGUGGAGUUUGGAGAACUUCAAGGUCUACAUCGCCUCGUUUGUAUUCCACGCGUACGGCGCCAGCCUGUGCUGCAUUACGAAUCCUGGAUUCCAAUCUACCAUCAUCCUCCUGGUGGGACAGUUAAUCCGUCAGCUGCGGAUCCUCACCUUCAUUCUGCUGAAUCUCAAUGAGUUAGUCAUUGAGCUGGUUGGCAACAAGAAUCCAAGAUGGCAGGCGCAUUGCACAUCAGUUUUGGUACAAUGCGUCAAACAUUAUAUUAAACUUAAGAGAUUCAGUAACGGCCUCAACUAUAUCUGCCGGCCAUUUUAUCUCACACUCAUAUUAGUAUCUACUAUGUUGGUUUGCAUGUGUUCUGUCAAAAUUGCUACUUCUGAAAAAUUAACUCCAGACACUAUAAAAUAUUACGUGCACGAAUUCUGUUUCAUACUAAUAGUGCUGAUGUUUUGUCUUCUGGGUCAGCAAGUUGAGAAUGAGUGUAGAGAGCUAGAAGUUGCCGCAUUGGAGAAGUGGUAUAUCUUUAACAAACAACACCAAUCAAACGUACGCAUAUUCCAUAUAGCCGUGAGUCAGCGCAUGCCUAUUUACAUAUUCGGAACUAUCCCGCUGUCACUGCCGACAUUUACUUGGUUCAUGAAGACCGGGUCAUCUUUCUUCACAUUAAUGAUGUCUGUAUUAGAAGAAGAAAAUGCAUAGAUAAUUAAAUAAAUAUAUCAGUAGAUUCAUAAAUCAUUACAUGCACUUAAAUAAAGAAUAUAUCAGUAGAUUCAUAAAGCUGUUUCAUUUAAAGAUUAGUAUUUGUCGAAAUA
Messenger RNA from Manduca sexta (tobacco hornworm), 1701 nucleotides. RefSeq lists its product as uncharacterized. Gene Ontology annotation, cellular component: plasma membrane. Lineage: Eukaryota; Metazoa; Arthropoda; Insecta; Lepidoptera; Sphingidae. Gene Ontology annotation, molecular function: odorant binding; olfactory receptor activity. Gene Ontology annotation, biological process: sensory perception of smell; detection of chemical stimulus involved in sensory perception of smell. The transcript is spliced from 7 exons. Bases 350 to 1588 code for a protein of 412 amino acids. The record is from RefSeq and is a predicted model, not a curated record.